Messenger RNA from Drosophila albomicans, 2195 nucleotides. Its product is annotated as testis-expressed protein 10. Gene Ontology annotation, cellular component: MLL1 complex; nucleus. Bases 92 to 2071 code for a protein of 659 amino acids. NCBI's taxonomy places the organism in Eukaryota, Metazoa, Arthropoda, Insecta, Diptera, Drosophilidae. The record is from RefSeq and is a predicted model, not a curated record. The transcript has a single exon.
UUGGUCACACUGUCGUAGCACAUGUUUGUUUUGAUUCAAAUUGUGGAGCACGGACAGCAGUAAUUAGUUAAAUUCAAAUCACACAAUUAAAAUGGGUGGACAUCACAAAAAGAACUUGCGCGCCGAGAAAGCGAAAGUGAAACUGAAGGGCGCCAAGCUGCCCAAAGGCUUAAAUGUGACCAAAACCGAUUUCAAGGUGCGCAAAAUCGAGAUACGCGGCCAACUCAAAGAAUUCAGCAGCAGCGGCGAAAGGCAAUUGAAUCUGAAGGAGAUACUUUCGCGACUAAAGCAUCACAAUCUCAAGUUUCGCACCGAUGCAUUGCGCAAUGUACGCGAUGCCGUCAAACAGGGACAGGCGGAGCAUCUAAUCGGACAUCUGAAUGAACUCUUCCAAGGCAUUGCGGCCGGUGCACUGGACAUGGAGCGCGAAGUACGUCGCGAAUCCUGCAAGACGUUGGACGUGGUGCUCGAGGCGCUGCCCACGCAAGCGAUGGUGCCGUUCUUUCACAUCAUUGCCGCCUAUCUGCGGUGUGCGAUGACGCAUGUGCAGCCGGCGAUUCAAGAGGAUUCGCUGCUGCUGCUCGAUGUGCUGCUCCAGCGUGUGCCCGCACGCACACUGGCCGAGCGCAGUGCUGCCACGAUCAUUGGACACUUUAUUGACAUGAUAUCGCGUUCACGUCACGACACACAGCAGGCGAAUCGUGUGCUCACCGUGCGUUUAACCCAGGGACAACAGACGACGGUGAAGUGGCGCACCAAAGUGCUGCAGCGACUGCAGCAAAUCCUUGGCACGCUGCUGCUGGUAGAGCAACAGCCGGAGCUGGCCAAGCAGUCAUCAGCAGCACGUGUCGAGCACUACGAUGGAGAGCGUGCGCAGUAUUACAAUGUGUGGCUGCCGAUGAAAGUGGAUGGACGUGGAUUGCAUGCGCUGCUGGGCGAGCGACAACGUCAGACAUCGGAUGAGCAGCUGCGUGGGUAUGUGCAGCAGUUGAUGCCGCUGCUGCAGGACAACUGGCUGGAGGUGCGACCACAACAGCAGCAGACGAAGGAGAAGGAGCAGCAGCUCAAGGAGCAAUUGCUGCUCAGCGUGGAUGCGGCCGAGAGUCUCCAUGUGCUGCUGGACAUCAUGACGCAGCUGUGGCAGCUGGUGCAACAGCACGAAGCGGCCCAACAGCAGCAGCUAGAGCUGGAGCCGACGCAUGAGCUCAGCCAAUGGCUGCGUGACAGUUAUGCGCAGAGUUUCCUUCGGCACUUUCUCAAGGAGUGCAGCUUUCCCUAUCAACGUGUGCCACAAGUGAUGCCCCAAACUGCCACCGGCAAGCGUCGCAAGCUGUUGCAUGCCUCCGCUGGCGGCGAACUGUGCGUGCCACAGAAUCUGCGACUCGUCCAACUUGUGUGUCGUUUCUUUCCGUUGGCGCAACCGGAACAACACGAUGACUACGGAUCCCUCUUGCACUAUGUGCAGCAAUGUGUGCGGCAACUGCGAACGCUGUCGCCCGAAGAGCAGCUGCGUCUGGUGGCCGCAUUGCGUGCACUUCUGCUGGAUAACGGUGCGGCGCUGUUGCAGCUGCAGGCGCAUCAAAUGGGCGGCCUCAUGCAGCUGUGCAUCGAAGCAUAUGUGGAGCAGCAUUUCACCACGCGCGAAGGAUGCGCCACUCGCAUGCUUCAGCUGCUCGGCGAGAUCGUUCAACGCCGGCAGCUCUACGAAGGCUACGGCGGCGAACUUCAGUUCGAGCGGCUGCUCAACUAUCUGCCACAGUUGCUGCUCAAGCCGAGUGUCGCGGAUGCCACGUUGACAGCGAUGUCCACGCUGUGCCGCCAGCAAAAUGGCAUUCUCUUAGCCGCACUCGCCGAGCUGGCGCCUCAGGUGCUCUACAAUGUGGCCAAGCUGCAGGUGACGGGCGCCGUUGACAAGGAUUUUGAGCAGCAAAAGCGCAUUGUUAAUCUGUACUAUUAUGCGCGACAGCGCAGCGAACCUGGACGAUUGGAGGCGGUGUUGAAGGAGCUGGAGCAGCAGGAGAACGCGCAACAAGUCGCCAGCUACCUGAAGUGUGUCCUCAGCUAUGAUUAGAGGAGGAUUGCAAUCGAGAAUUACAUUUAAGUAAAUUGUAGACUACGCAACUUCCAAGGGGAAUGGAAAUUGUGGGAGGGGACAAACAAUAAAAUAAUUGAAAUGCCAGAAUACUUUGUAUUUU